This is a messenger RNA of Lobosporangium transversale, 1581 nucleotides long. RefSeq lists its product as hypothetical. Lineage: Eukaryota; Fungi; Mortierellomycota; Mortierellomycetes; Mortierellales; Mortierellaceae. Gene Ontology annotation, cellular component: SUMO activating enzyme complex; cytoplasm. The record is from RefSeq and is a predicted model, not a curated record. The transcript is spliced from 9 exons. Gene Ontology annotation, biological process: protein sumoylation. Bases 1 to 1581 code for a protein of 526 amino acids. Gene Ontology annotation, molecular function: SUMO activating enzyme activity.
AUGCCGCGCGAAACUCAUCUGGAGGCAACCAUUGGAAGGCCCCUUGCCAGCACCAUUUCAAAAGCUAAAGUGCUGAUGGUUGGCGCUGGAGGUAUUGGAUGCGAAUUAUUAAAAAACCUCGUUAUGAGUGGAUUUAAGGAGAUUGAAGUGGUUGACUUGGAUACUAUCGAUCUCUCAAAUUUGAACAGACAGUUUCUCUUUCAAAAACAGCAUAUCAAGAAGUCAAAGGCACAUAUCGCAAGAGCAUCAGCCUUAACAUUCAACCCAAACGUUAAUAUUGUCUCGCGUCAUCAAAACAUUAAAGACCAGGAGUUUUCUGUGGACUGGUUCAAGAGCUUUGACUUGGUUAUGAACGCACUGGACAAUCUGGAUGCACGGAGACAUGUCAAUAAAAUGUGCUUGGCGGCCAAUGUACCACUAGUCGAGUCAGGAACAGCAGGAUAUCUUGGUCAGGUCACUGUUAUUCAGAAGGAUGAGACAGAAUGCUUUGAUUGCCAGCCAAAAGAGACUCCAAAAACAUUCCCUGUAUGUACGAUCAGAAGCACACCAAGUACGCCUAUUCAUUGUAUUGUCUGGGCAAAGAGCUAUCUCUUCAACUUGCUCUUUGGAAAUGCUGAGGAUGAUGAUGAUGAAGUGCUUUCAAAAGAAGAUAGCAAUGAUGAUGAAACAGCAAAGGAGCUUGCAGCAUUGGCCGCAGAGUCGCAGGCGCUCAAAGCUAUUCUAGAGUCUGCUGGUACAGAAGGGUUCGCCCAACGUGUGUUUGAUAAAGUUUUUUAUACUGAUAUCCAACGCCUCAGGGGUAUGGAAGACAUGUGGAAGAACAGGAAGCCACCAAUCCCUUUAAAGUACGAUGAUGUUGUAAGUCAAUCCGAUAACCAGCCGACUCCCAUGGACAUAGAAACAGAGACAACCACAUUGAAGGACCAACGUGUAUGGACUCUUGCGGAAACAGCUCAAGUCUUCAGUGAUAGCUUGAAUAAACUGACUGCUAGAUUAAAGGAAAUGAGGGCGACAGAUCCGGAGGCAAGCGUGCACUUUGAUAAGGAUGAUCCAGAGGCCCUAGACUUUGUUACGGCGACAUCUAACCUUCGCGCGCAUGUCUAUGGAAUUGAAGAGAAGAGUCGGUUUCAAGUCAAAGCUAUGGCCGGAAACAUCAUCCCGGCUAUUGCUACUACGAACGCGAUCAUUGCAGGCAUGAUGGUAAUGUUAGCCUUCAAGAUCCUUAACAAGCGACUGGCUGAUUGCAAAACAAGCUACUUGGUAUAUGGGCGCCAUCGGCCACAGUUGAUUGUGUCUGAACCUUUAGCGAAGCCCAAUCCUAAAUGCUACAUUUGUAGAAAUUCUUAUAUUGUACUCAAGAUCGAUACUAGUAAGAGUACAGUUCAGGAUUUAAUUGAUCUCCUCGAAUCAAACUCUUUGGUAGAACUUGAGAUCCAAGAGAAUGGACGGGUUAUCUACGAUCCUGAUUUUGAUGACAAUGUGGCAAAGACACUAGAGAGCUUGCAAAUUACGGAUGGCAAGUUUGUGGAUAUCGUGGAUGAAGAAGACCGCAAAAUUAUUGUUUAUCUGAAGCAUAUGUAA